AUGUUCGGGGCGCGGUGCCUACUCCGAGCCCUGCGCUCCUGCUCCUCGGCUCCCUGCCCGAGGCACAGACCUGCAGCCAGAGUGAGCGUGCGGGGCGCUCUGGGGGUCCAGAACGCGAACGGGGAGCGCGUUAAGGUCCAGGGAUGGAUUCGUUCAGUCCGCUCCCAGAAGGAAGUCCUGUUCCUGCACGUAAAUGAUGGGUCAUCUUUGGAAAGCCUUCAGGUUGUAGCAGAUUCAAGCUUUGACAGUAGAGAACUGGCUUUUGGGAGUUCCGUGGAAGUUCAAGGGCAGCUGGUAAAAAGUCCAUCCAAAAAGCAAAAUGUGGAACUGAAAGCAGAAAAAAUUGAAGUUGUUGGCAAUUGUGAUGCCAAGGCUUUCCCUUUUAAAUAUAAAGAGAGGCACCCUCUGGAGUAUCUGAGACAAUAUCCUCACCUCAGGUGUAGGACCAAUGUUCUGGGUUCCAUACUGAGGGUUCGCAGUGAAGCCACAGCAGCUAUCCAUUCUUUCUUUAAGGACAGUGGCUUUGUGCAUAUUCAUACUCCAGUAAUCACAUCCAAUGACUGUGAGGGAGCUGGAGAACUUUUUCAAGUUGAACCUUCAAGCCAAAUAAAGGUGCCUGAGGAGAAUUUCUUCAAUAUUCCUGUUUUCUUAACUGUCUCAGGACAGCUUCAUCUAGAAGUGAUGUCAGGAGCUUUUACUCAAGUAUUUACCUUUGGUCCAACAUUCCGAGCAGAGAAUUCUCAGAGCCGGAGGCACCUGGCAGAGUUCUAUAUGGUAGAAGCAGAGAUUUCUUUUCUGGAGAACCUUCAAGAUCUCAUACAGGUUAUGGAGAGCCUCUUCAAGACUACAGCAAUGACAGUUCUCUCAAACUGUCCUAAAGAUGUUGAACUCUGUCACAAAUUCAUAGCUCCUGGACAAAAGGACAGGUUAGAACAUAUGCUAAAAAACAACUUUCUAAUCAUUUCUUAUACUGAGGCAGUGGAGAUCUUAAAGCAGGCAUCCCAGAACUUCACCUUCACUCCAGAGUGGGGUGCUGAUCUACACACUGAGCAUGAAAAAUACCUGGUGAAGCACUGUGGCGACAUACCAGUCUUUGUCAUUAAUUAUCCACGAGCACUCAAGCCAUUCUACAUGAGGGAUAAUGAAGAUGGCCCUCAGCAUACAGUUUCUGCUGUUGAUCUUCUGGUUCCCGGAGUUGGAGAACUCUUUGGAGGAAGCCUCAGAGAGGAACGGUGCCAUUUCUUAGAACAGCGAUUGGCCAGAUUAGGACUGACAGAAGCCUACCAAUGGUAUCUGGACCUCCGUCGAUUUGGAUCUGUGCCACAUGGAGGUUUUGGGAUGGGAUUUGAACGCUAUCUGCAGUGCAUCUUGGGAAUUGACAAUAUCAAGGAUGUUAUCCCUUUUCCAAGAUUUACUCAUUCGUGUCUUUUGUAG
Rangifer tarandus platyrhynchus (Svalbard reindeer) is the source of this 1434-nucleotide messenger RNA. Lineage: Eukaryota; Metazoa; Chordata; Mammalia; Artiodactyla; Cervidae. The record is from the annotation of a GenBank genome assembly.